AUGGGAAGUGCGUAUGCCGCCUACUCCUACAAUCAGGGAAGAUUCCAGUUCGAUGCAGGUCAGAAGCAGACCUCCGCCCACCAGAUGAUCAACAUGCGCAUCCAGCAAUGGCAGCUCUUCAGAGAGGACAUCCGUGACCUUUUCAACCUGACCACCUCGCAUAUGAGCACCUACAUGGUCAUCGGGACUUUGUUUCUGGGCUUCAGCGUGAGCUUCAUCUGGUACUGUCCGACCUUUCCCGGUCACCCGGCUUGGCUAAAGCUCCUUUGGGUGAACACAUCAGCCGGGGCCUUGUGCUACUCCUUCCUUGCUGUGUGGCUGGCCAUGCACGGUGCCAUAGCGGCACAGUCUGCCAGUGUUCAGCUGCUGACGCGUGCGAUCCGGCCACCGUAUCCGACUGCUAUGGAGCUGCAACGAGUUCAACAUCAGCUGGCCCAGUAUGAAGCCGCGCCUUCCAAGUUUUUCAGACCUCCUAACCUUCUCGGCCAAGAUCGGCAAGGACAAGAUGUCCCACCAGCACAUGAUCCUCAAAACCUUACUCUGCAAAGCACAGUGAACUCAAUGCCUGGUGCGGUGCAGGUUUCGGAUGCAACAGCCGAAGAGGCAGCCCAAGCAAUGGCGUUGCAGCAAGGCAGUGGGUGCAGCGAUCCGGCAAAUCCCUGGGAAUCGGAACCUGGUCUGUCAGCCGAGCUGGGCAUUCAUGUGAAGCUUUUUCAGCAGCUGCAAAAUUCCUUUCUGCCGUUCGAUGCCUAUGCCCGAGUCUGCCUUAUAGCAUGUGCGAGCAACUUGAUGCCUGCCCUUACAUACUUUUGGAUUGCGCACCAAAACUGGACUGAUCCUGGCGCAAUGCUUGCCACCGUAAUUUGCUCCUGCGCUCUGAUGUUCACCACCCUGGUGCUUUACAAGCUCGACUUCUAUGUCGAGAAGCAGCGCAUGCGGAUCUACAAAGCUGUGGUUGUUUGCGCUCCGCUGGUCUCCUGUGCUGCAGUGCAGAGCUGGGCGCAUGCCAGGCAGGUUGGUGGCGGGUGGCAUGUUGCCGAAGAGCUCGUUCAGUGGCUACUGGUUCUCGCAACCUGUUUGCUUCAUAUUUUGUGGAAGCUCCUGUUCAUCUGGGAAGCAAGGCCAUCAAAGGAAGACCUGGACCUACCCAUGAGUUUCCGAUCGGUUCGCUACUUGGACAUCUUUGGCAGCCUUCGUCGCAGGCAGGCCGACGAGCGGCGUCGUUUUGAGCAAGCGCUGCGGCAACGCAUGCCAGGGAGCCAGAACGACGGCGACUCCAGCGAACCGUCGGGCCAGCUAUCCGCCGAACAGGUCCUGGGCAUGAUCGAGCGGGUCUUGCUCAUAAAUCGGAGCUCGGACCAAGACCAGGACAUACUGCGGUCGGACGAGGUGCAAACUCUGCAACGUUCCAGAGAGCGCUUGCUUGCGCUGGGCCCGCCGGGUCUCUCCGCCGAGGAGCCAGACCUGGAGAUUUGGUUCCAGCGCGAAAUCACCACUGGCACCCGACGGCCGUUGGUGUUCUACAUCAACCUUGACACGUUCGAAACUGCCUGGGCUCCGAGUGCCCCACACCUCGACAUCGCGACCUUGUUAAGAGAAGUGGAGCGACUCACCGGCCGACGUGAGCGAACCAGGCAAAGCAUGCAAAGCGAAAGCGGGCGAGGCGUACAGCGCUUCGAAGUCGAGGGUGCUGAGCGGCAGGUGCCACCCUCAGACGAUGGCAGGACGAGCCUGGUCGACACGAUGUCUGCAGCGCAGCGGCCAUUCUUGCCCACAAUGCGGAGGCCAGGAUCCAGCCAUGAACAGUCGAGCAUGCCUUGGAAGUAUUUCAUGCAAUUAACGCUGAGUCUUAUCAUGGCUUGGCUUGUCACCACGGUGUAUUGCCUGGUCCAUCCGGACACCGGGACGAAGACCCAAUUGAUGCAGGUGAGAUCGUGGCCGCACGACUUCUUCGAGCCAGUGGCGAUGUCCUGUGUUGGCGACCAAUUUUUCCUAGGUGACAGGUUUGGAAUGUAUGCAGCGAAAAUGGCAGCCACAGGCGAGCCUGGAAGUUUCGAGGCGGCACAGAUCGGAACCGGACCUGAGCAGAACGGCCACGGCCAUAUGCCAUGGGCCCCGUUUGCAAGCGUCGCGGCUGUGAAGUCAGGGCCUACUCAAAUACUGGUGCUUCAGCAUGACGGCCGUGUCAUAUGGGAGCUGCACAGGAACUACAACAAGAUUUGGAAUAUUUCUUCACGUCUACCUGAGCCUGUGCGCGCCAUCGCUGUGAUUGGAGAGGAUAUGGCUGAUCAUGAGUGCGCUGGAUACGGAGAGCAGCCAUGGGGCAUCCUGGCUUCGAGCUGGGCCGGUGAAACUCUGGUACUGUGCCCGAAAGAUGGCACAUUGCACCCAAGGCGCCGGAUCUCGAAAAUGGAAGUGCAUGGCAGAAUGGUGGAAGCCAUCGGAAUGCAUCUGACGGCUACGAGCCUUUGGGUUCUUGCCAAGAGUGUUGAAGAUGGAUCCAGCUGGCUCGUCCGACAAAGCAGGUCUGGAGCCAAAGACAUCCAUCAGCUGCCACGGGGUCGCAGCUGGGCCACUGGCUUCUGUGGGGUGGGGCGCUCGAUGUCGAAUGUUAGUGAAGAGCCGGACACGGUAAUACUCGCGGGGCUCAGCCUGACGAGCAGCAUUCCGGAACUUUGGCAAGUGCAUAUGGGAAGAGCUGGCCUUCACUUCCUUCCAGGAUAG
Molecule: messenger RNA, 2724 nt
Organism: Symbiodinium sp. CCMP2456
Lineage: Eukaryota; Dinophyceae; Suessiales; Symbiodiniaceae
Source: the annotation of a GenBank genome assembly